Pleurotus ostreatus (oyster mushroom) is the source of this 1869-nucleotide messenger RNA. RefSeq lists its product as uncharacterized. The record is from RefSeq and is a predicted model, not a curated record. The transcript is spliced from 2 exons. Bases 1 to 1869 code for a protein of 622 amino acids. Lineage: Eukaryota; Fungi; Basidiomycota; Agaricomycetes; Agaricales; Pleurotaceae.
AUGGCUACUCCUGAUUCGUCUGCCACGUCCCCGUCGCCCCCCAUGGCCUACCUCACCCAAGCGGUGCUUCCGCCCCACAGCAUGAAGGAAGUCGGCGUUGCCCAAGAAAGAGAUGACAGGAAGAAGGCUGUACAGAAGUUCAAGGCGAGGGCUGAAAUGUCGUCGGUAACCCGCGCCCUUCGUGCGCGCCUUGCAUACGCCUCAUUCAAAGCUGCAAACAAUCUCUCUCACGCCUCAUUGCGCGACCUCGAAGAGCAGUCUAAUCAACUAUACGCCCCUCCAGCUUCCCGCACCAUCUCCGCGAAACGUAAAGCCGGUGCAACCACUACUAGCGUGCCAACUAAUCACUACGCCAACUCUUCCCCCCAAUCGGGGGGGCUUCGUAAAUCAACCUCGGGCCUUGGUUCUUCUACGCAGAGGGGGAACUAUUAUCCCAGUGUAAACGGUUCCGGAUCAUCUACUUCUGCGAAUAUCGCCACUACGAGCCGACCGUAUGCAUACCCUGCUUCUCCUGCAAGUGCUUCACUUCAGGGGCAAAGCUUAUACACGUCUUUGCUUGCUCCACCACCAGCGAAGUAUGCACGCACGAUACACAACCCAAGUGAUCCACCCAUGGCUGCUCCAUCAAUGGCACUCAGUUCUCCACGCUCUCGACCCCGAGACACUAGCACGCGUCAAAAUGCUUCUGUCAAAAGCAUCGCAGAAGGCACACGCGCCCACACGAAAGGUCGGAGUGGGGAUAGCAAACAAGCUACGCCCAAGUCCAAACGGAGCCCCAAGGGCAAGCAGAAGCGGGCUGACCGCCGGACCUCCGGCACGACUAAUGAUACCGAUUCGGUCGAUGGUGAUGGCGACGUCGAUAUGAAGGCAGCAGCCGCGCUGACCUCGUUAUUAUUGCACAAUCAUCGUGGUAGCGCGUCAAUGUCUGCUGGUGCUGGCAGCGCCUCUUCCCCUCGGUCUAGCAUCGAUGGAGCGGCGUCUGAGGCGGGAUCGGCGACAUCAUUUGUUCAUUUUGUGCAUAGCUCGGGCCGACCCGUCGCCGACGUCCUCCACGCUCCAGCUGAAGGCGUGCACUAUCGACCUCACACGCCUGUGGGAGGCGCUUCUAGCGAACCGAGGGUUUCCACAACCCCGCGUCCCGACCCCUCAGACAACGAAGCUGCUGAUUUGAUGCUAUUUUUAGCCACAUCGCCAUCUCCUGCUCGACCUACCACAACCAAGGACAGGAAUACUCGAGACUUGGCUGCCUUCAGGGCGCUGGGCAGUGGCACGGACAAACCGAAAGGCCGCAUUUUGUUUCCCACCGCUGCCCCUCCAGGCGCCAUUCUUGAAGAUGUGUCGAAAACAUCUAUUGGCAGUGCAAAGCCCCUAGCGAGAGGGAGUACGGGCGACGCUAGCUUCACCUCUAGCGUGUCUAGCAUCGGUAGCUACAUGGGUGUGGACACUAGCUCCUCGCGGAUAGUCAAUUCAACCCCACGAUCGGAUCGCCCUGUUCUUAACCCCUCCCCCUCCCAGCUGUUACCACCACCAUCCUUACCUGCCCCUCGCAGCGCCGAGCCCACAGCUUCGCAGCCUCAAGGCGCCCCACGUGCGGCGCAGUCACAGAAUCCGUAUCCUACCACCACGUCCUCCGCGGAUUUCAAUAUCAACGAGUUCAUCAAUGCCUCACCGUCCCCAAGAACCAGCAAAACUGCCGCCAGCCCUUUCGACCCUAGCGGUGCUCCGAAGCCCAAUAUGAGUCUAAGGGCUGAUGUUGGUCGCAAGUUAUUCGAGGAGGAGCAGAUGAGGUUAGGAGGAGGACUCCGUAAAGGACUGAGUCAAGAGACGAUCGGUACCCCCCUUGGCGCAAGCAUCGAUCUCAACAGUUGA